This is a messenger RNA of Bactrocera tryoni, 2266 nucleotides long. Its product is annotated as transposable element Tc3 transposase. Gene Ontology annotation, molecular function: nucleic acid binding. The transcript is spliced from 2 exons. The coding region runs from base 737 to 2173 and encodes 478 amino acids. The record is from RefSeq and is a predicted model, not a curated record. NCBI's taxonomy places the organism in Eukaryota, Metazoa, Arthropoda, Insecta, Diptera, Tephritidae.
UACGGAUAGCUUGCGUAAAGUCAGAUUUUGUCAUUGGCUCGCCCUGUCUGCCUGUCUACUUGUGUGUUGCUGCUGCUGCAUCGGAUAUGCAUGGUUUCCAUUUUUAUUAACGCAUCGCAAUUAAUAAAGCCAAAAAAUGGAACCAAAUUGUAUCUGCUUUUCUUAUACAGCAAACACGAUCUAAAUAAAGAUUCUACAUAAACAACUUUAAACACGGCAUGAAAUAAAUAUACAUAAAUUAUUAGUAUACAGUGUUAAUGGAAUAAUAAGAAAAGUUGAUCAGAAUCAUAAAACAUUACUUCUAGUACUAAAAUAAUCCAUGUAGAUAAGGUAAUUUUUAAAAUUACAAUCUAAUUAAUAAAAAUUAACGACAUUCGUAAUUGAAACUGCGCAUCAGCAGGAAUAUACCUAAAACAUAUAGAUAUAAUACGUUCUAAUAGUUUUACUCAUGUAUGUUUGUUAAAACAAUAUCACAUGAAAAUCGAUCGAUGGACUUUCAUUUAUUUGGCCACAGUCUGUGAUGAAUUUCUUGAAGCAACGCUAACAAUAAUAACCAGCUUCGUUAAUACAUAGUGAGAAAUAAAGUGCCAGCUGUAUUUCUACCACAACUGAAGCACAGUAAUCUUUACUUUUUUGAUUAUUGUUGGCUUAAAUUAUAAAAAAAAAUCGAUAACAAUUUCGAAAAGCAAUUAUAAGAGUUUGCAGUGGCGGCUAGUAAGCGCCUGCCUAACCUCUGAUGGCCCUACAACACUACCUCAAACACACAGACAAUUACUGCGGAACUGCGCCAACAGUCACGGCAACAACAGUACCAACAACAAACACAGGAGCGAUAACGCAAGCACAUUUGCAAUUGCAACAUCACGCAACAGCAGUGACAGCGCAGUCUUAUCAACAACAGCAGCAACAACUAACACAAAUUCAACAACAACAACAACAGCAACUGCAACUACAUAAUAUCACACCAACAACAAUCACACCAACACAGGACACCACAACAUCGGCAACAACCCACACUAACGCACAAGCGCAUCAGCAAUUACUGGUUCAAUCACAGCAUCGACUAAAGCAGCUGCAACUCAAACAGCCCACUAUACAUCAGCAGCAUAUGACCUAUCAUCACCACCAUCCUUACUAUCAGCAAAGCAACCUUCAUAAUACAAAUACAUCAGCUGUAUCAAAUACAUUAGCCAACACGGGUGCGGCCAAUCAUAAAUUCAAAAGUGCGCAGCACAACCAACAGAACUAUAAUCAUAAUCGUACGCUUCCCAUACACGCACUAAAUCAGAAUUCAAAUUUCUCAGCGGCCAGUUCGAGUACGGGUGGCGGCACAGCCUCCAGUCAUGCGCCAACACAGCAAUCGAAUGCCACUAACUCUAGUCGCUCAUCAGCCGCUAAUGGACAUGCCAACAAUGCGGUGGACAGUGCCAAAGCCGGAGCAGUGGGUGCACAGAUGCGCAGCGGCACAUCAGCAACCGGUAGCUCGGCAGUUAAUUCUAAAAAAAUCAAAAUAGAACCAGUGUUGUCGCAGUAUCAUCAAACUGAACGUUUAAACUUCGCUAAUUCGCAUAUUGUGUGGGGUGAAGAGCAUUGGCGACGUGUGGUCUUCCAGGAUGAGCGUAAAUUCAAUUUAGAUGGACCGGAUGGCUUCUCCAGUUAUUUUCACGAUUUACGUAAUUACGAACAAACGCUUUCGCAACGACCGCGUGGCAAUUCCGUUUACAUAUAUAUGUUAAUCACCGCCGGUGGUCCAAUUCACAUGGAGGUGUCGACGGCGAAACAACGACCACAAACAUAUAUUGAGACCAUAUUGCGCGAGCGACCGAAUAUCAUUACCAAAUUAGGUGGUAAUCCCGAUUUUAUACUGCAAGAUCACAAUUGGACGGCCAAUAUGACGCCGACAACACAAGAAAUGCUCGAUGCCGAAGGCAUCAAAAUGCAACGUUGGCCAACUAUAGCGCAUGACGUCAACAUUAUGGAGAAUAUCUGGGGUUGGCUGAUACGUGAAGUCUACGAUGGUGGACGCAAAUUUUCGCGCAAGGACGAUCUCAUAUUUCGUAUACGUGCGGCAUGGACGCGUUUACCGAUGGAUUUUGUGGUCAAUCUCUACAGCACACUGCCUGAACGCAUUGCAGAAUUAUACUAUACGCGCGGCAUUUACACAAACUGUUGACGAUGGCAGUGUUAGGAUAGAAAUAGUUAAGUUGACAUAGAUCCACGUUGAGCGAGGACGUGAUCAAAACAGCACAAUGGAAGGGUUGCAAAG